Meriones unguiculatus (Mongolian gerbil) is the source of this 936-nucleotide messenger RNA. RefSeq names its product homeobox protein Rhox5-like. The coding region runs from base 1 to 936 and encodes 311 amino acids. The record is from RefSeq and is a predicted model, not a curated record. NCBI's taxonomy places the organism in Eukaryota, Metazoa, Chordata, Mammalia, Rodentia, Muridae. Gene Ontology annotation, molecular function: DNA binding. The transcript is spliced from 5 exons.
AUGGGACCAAACUUUACCAAAGAGUCCAUGUACAAACUAGCUUUUGAGAACCUAGAUCCAGCAGCCUUUCUACCCUGGCCUGUGGCCUUCACAAAGACUUCUACAGAGAACAAACCCACAGGCACUGCGGAUUGGACACACCGUAAUUUGGAUGAGGUGUCAGGAGGGAACCCUUCCGGGUCCGGAAUCAGAGCUGUGAGCACACGGAGUUUGAAGCUCGUGGAGUACGGAGUAGGUCUGAAGGAAAAGACUCCCGGGAUGGAGGCUCGUCAAGGCUGCUGCCUCAGUUUCAGAAGGCUGCUGGGUCUGGGACCUAAUGAAGACCAGGAACAACAAAAUGAUGAGAAUGCGGUGGUCGUCUCAGAGGCUGGAGAGGAAGGAGGCAAGCAAGGGGUUUUACAGGGCGAGUUUUCUCAGGGUGAGCUUGAUCAGGGCGAACUUGCUCAGGGUGAAUUUGCUCAGGGCAAAGUUGCUCAAGAAGACCUCGCUCAGUUAAGUCCUACUCUGGAAGUCACAGGAGUAGUAAAGGAGGGAGAAAAUAAAGAAGAAGAAAUGGAAGAAGAAUAUGCUGGCAUUGGUGCUUCUAGCUCCGUGGACAAGAUUCACCCAAUAGAAGUCCCUAGCAGCAGUGAUCAGCCACAGCCUCAGCAAGAGGCUGCUAUGCCUGAGGGCACCAACAGUCUACUGACUGGGGAUAGGCAGCCUCCCCGGCGCCGGCCCAGGUUUACACUGUCUCAACUGCAAGAUCUGGAGCGCCUUUUCCAUGAGACGCGCUACCCAAGCUUGCGAGCAAGAAAGGAUCUUGCAAGAUGGAUGGGUGUGUCCGAAGCUGAUGUGCAGGAUUGGUUUAGGACCAGGAGAUCCAUUUUCAGAAGAAAUAAUAGAUUGGUGACGUUCUACAGUAUGCCACCUGGUCCCCAGAACAAUGCUUCCUAA